Macrosiphum euphorbiae (potato aphid) is the source of this 300-nucleotide messenger RNA. NCBI's taxonomy places the organism in Eukaryota, Metazoa, Arthropoda, Insecta, Hemiptera, Aphididae. The record is from the annotation of a GenBank genome assembly.
AUGGCAAACGACAUUAAAGGUUGGGCAACUGUGGAUCAGAUGAUAGCUUUGAACGGGUUUUUGAAGCUUGAUCCACAGUUGCUAAGUGGAAAAUUUAGCAGUAGUUUUACGUUUAAAACCGCUCAAAAACGUUGGGAGGAAAUUGCUGAGUCUCUAAAUGCAAUGCCCGGAGCCGUUAAAAAUUGGAAUAAAUGGCGUAAAACUUUUCAAGAUAAUCGAACCAAAGCUAAGACCAAACAGGCAAUGAUUAGAGCAGCACAAAGAAAAACUGGCCAUAAUACACCAUAUGUUCUACACUGA